UAUAUUCGAAGAGGGACCGAGUGGGAUGGACGCGAACGAAAAGGCCAGCGCAGUCUGGUUGGCACACGGAGAACGAUGGGCGGCGGGGAGGAGCGAGCCCCGGAAGGCGAGGGUCUGUCCCUUGAGGAGUCGGAGCGCUCCUCCCUGAGCCGCAAGUGCUAAGCAUCAUUCGCACACUCUUGCUGCCACUGCGACGACACACGACCCAAUAAUGAGGCCCGACGAGGACAGCGCCGUGUCCAUCCAGAGGGGUCCCACCUGCGAAUGGUCUAAGCAGGAAGCCAUGUCGUUGUCCCCGACGACUAGCGUGACCCACAAAAUGGAAGGCUGCGCCAAGCAUAGCGGUGACAAAAAACCCUGCCCCGUGCACACGGCAGCUUUGGGCGACACCAAGCGGGCCUUCCGCAAAAGCAGACACAAUGACUACGUUAAGAUCUCCAUGAAGGAGGCCGACGUCAUCCGCCUGCCACCCGAGUGGUGGAAAACCACGCUUCUCUUCUUCUACGCCGGCUUCAGCCUAUUGCUGACCACGGCCGUCAUCACUGUGGUCCACGAAAGAGUUCCGCCCAAAGAGAACAUCCCGCCUCUGCCUGACUCCUUCUUUGACUACAUCAACGAAGUCAAGUGGGCCUUCACUGUUACGGAGGUUAAUGGCAUCGUGCUGGUUACCAUUUGGUUCCUGCAACUCUUCUUCUUCAACCACAAGUCCAUAGUAUGCCGACGCUACUUCUUCCUGGUGGGGACCUUGUACUUGUACCGCUGCAUCACCAUGUACAUCACCGUCCUGCCUGUACCUGGUAUGCACAUCACCUGCGCGCCCAAGCUGUACGGAGACUCGUACGGCAAGGUUCAGAGAGUUCUGAAGUUGAUUUCUGGAGGAGGGAUGUCCAUUACCAGUUCCCACAUUAUGUGUGGAGACUACCUGUUCAGUGGACACACCGUGAUGCUCACCCUCACCUACCUGUUUAUCAAGGAAUACUCCCCUCGCUCGUUCUGGUGGUACCACCUGAUGUGCUGGUUGCUGAGCGCCGUGGGCGUGGUGUGCAUCCUGGUGGCACGCGAGCACUACAGCGUGGAUGUGGUGGUGGCCUACUUUGUCACAACGAGACUCUUCUGGUGGUACCACAGCAUGGCCAACACGCAUUGUCAGUGUUCACCCCACAACUACCUCAGCAAUCCCUUUUGGAACCCGCUGUUCAACUUCAUGGAGAGGAACGUGAAGACACAUGUGCCGUGCGUGUACGGCUGGCCCAUCAGCUGGGCGCCCGCCUGCCUGAAGAACCCCUGUAAGAAAUAUUCCAUGGUACAGAGCACACGUGAUGAGUGACAGACUCAGGGUUGGGGUGGAGUAU
Syngnathus acus (greater pipefish) is the source of this 1352-nucleotide messenger RNA. It is a transcript of the gene sgms2a, whose product is annotated as sphingomyelin synthase 2a. The record is from RefSeq and is a predicted model, not a curated record. NCBI's taxonomy places the organism in Eukaryota, Metazoa, Chordata, Actinopteri, Syngnathiformes, Syngnathidae. The transcript is spliced from 6 exons. The coding region runs from base 212 to 1327 and encodes 371 amino acids. Gene Ontology annotation, biological process: ceramide biosynthetic process; sphingomyelin biosynthetic process. Gene Ontology annotation, cellular component: endoplasmic reticulum membrane; Golgi membrane. Gene Ontology annotation, molecular function: ceramide cholinephosphotransferase activity; sphingomyelin synthase activity.